AGCUCUUGUUGCUUUUUGCUCUUUUUCUUUCCUUUAUGGUUCAUGUGUUAGAGGUAUUUGUUGAAUGUUAUGACGGCGACGUUUUUUCAGUGUAUCUUAAUUUUGCGCUGUAUUUUGGUGAGUGAAACGUUACUGAUAGAACUGUUCUACUCAAACCGCAAAUAAUCGUCCCAUUUAGCAGUCAAAAAUAUUCAGUUGACAGAGAUCAAAUGGCUGAUGCAGGCUUUUAUCGUGGAACAAGUAGUGAGCAAGAUAGUCGCUUUACUGAUAAAGAGCGCAAAUUACUGAAGCAAAUGCGUUUCGAGGAAGCAUUGGACGAAAAGAUCUGCAUGGAUCGAGUGAAUCUGGACGUGCUCAAACCGUGGAUUACUGCCAAGUUGAAUGAUAUCCUGGGCUUGGAAGACGAUGUUGUUAUUGAAUAUGUAUUCAGCCAGUUGGAGGAGAAAUCGUUGAAUCCGAAAGUGAUGCAGAUCAAUUUAACUGGUUUUCUCAAUGCUCGACGAGCACGGGAAUUUAUGGGUGAAUUGUGGAGUAUGUUAAUUGAAGCACAGAGUAGUGAAGAUGGCAUCCCAACAUCGCUGGUAGAAAAGAAGAUGAAAGAAAUACAAGAGAAAGCAAAAAACAUCAGUGUUUCGUCUUCGAACGGUGCUGCUGCUGAAGUUGCUGGGUCGGAUUGGAAGAAUCGGUAUGAGUCUCUGACUGGUGGUCGAUACGGUAAUCGAGACAGCAGAACUAUCACUGAAGGUGAGCGGGGCAGAAAAGAUGACGAUCGUCACAAAAGCCACCGAGAUAGUAAUCGAGAUCGAGAAAGCGAUAGAAGUAGAGAAAGCGGCCGCAUCAAAGAAGAUGACAGAAUUGAAAGGAAGCGUGGUGAGGAAAAACAGUUUAAGGAUGAAAAGCUGCGAUCACAUAGCCGAUCUCCUACGCGGCGGCAUUUUCAUGAUGAACGAACGGAAAGAAAAAAGGAACGUUAUCGUUCUCCAAACAGAUCUCCACCGCGCCGAAAAUUCACAGAACGAAAGGAAGAGACUCGGAGACGAAGUCGGAGUAAUGAACGUCGCAAAAGGAAGCGAUCAGCAUCAAUGGAUCUCGUGGACGAGAAGCAAAGAAAAAAAGAAGAAGCAUUUAAAAAAGCAUGCUAGUGAUUCGGAUUCAGAAGGAGUAAAGAGAAGAAAGAAGCAUAAGAAAGAAAAAAAGCGUAGAAAGCGUAACAGUUCGGAUUCUGAUUGAAAAUUUCAACGAUUUCCAGAGAGCAGUGUACUUGAUAUUUGAUUAUUCUGUUUUAAUUUUCCUACUUUGUUUUCUAACGAUAUUUAUUGUGAUAAAAACCUCACUUAUAAAAUAUUUAAGUCAUCC
Molecule: messenger RNA, 1356 nt
Organism: Loa loa (African eye worm)
Lineage: Eukaryota; Metazoa; Nematoda; Chromadorea; Rhabditida; Onchocercidae
Product: PWI domain-containing protein
Exons: 8
Coding region: 210-1142 (310 amino acids)
Biological process (GO): regulation of mRNA splicing, via spliceosome; mRNA processing
Cellular component (GO): spliceosomal complex
Molecular function (GO): RNA binding
Source: RefSeq, a predicted model, not a curated record